AUGGGAAUCCUAACUUCCUUUGCCCAGGUGACGCUGGCGCUAUUCUCAACUAUCCUACCUUUCAUCGUGCUCACGGCCGUCCCGGGAGUCGCCGCGGUCUAUCUCUCCUGCCGCCGCCGCACCGAAACACACCACAGCCGCUCUCCGGAAGGAAAAACCACCGAGAAGUCAAAGACGCAGAAGCAGGUGCCCGACGACGGCCCAGACGUGCCCGUCUCCGUGAACUACUUCCCGUCCCGCGAGUGCAACUACGCCUGCGGCUUCUGCUUCCACACCAACACCUCGGGCUACAUCCUGCCCCUGGACGAGGCCAAGCGCGGCCUGCGCCUCCUCCGGGACGCCGGCAUGCGCAAGCUCAACAUCGCCGGCGGCGAGCCCUUCCUGCACCCCAAGUUCCUCGGCGAGCUGCUGCGGUACUGCAAGGAGGUCCUGCACCUCGAGAGCGUCAGCAUCGUCAGCAACGGGAGCAAGAUCCGCGAGAGGUUCCUCCGCGAGCACGGCCGCCACCUCGACAUCCUCGCCAUCUCGUGCGACUCGUUCGUCCGGGAGACGAACCGGGCCAUCGGGCGCGGGGAGAACCAGGGCCGGGGCCAGGCCGACGACGGGGACCACGUGGCGCAGGUGUUCCGCAUCGCCGAGUGGUGCCGCACGUACGACAUCAUGUUCAAGCUCAACACCGUCGUCAACGCGCACAACUGGGACGAGGACAUGGCGGCGCGGAUCGCGGCGCUGGCGCCGUUCCGGUGGAAGGUCUUCCAGUGCCUGAUCGUCGAGGGCGAGAACGAGGACGCCACGCGGGCGCGCGACGCGCGGCGGUUCCUCAUCUCGGAGGCGCAGUGGAGGACGUUCUGCGGCAGGCACGAGCACCUGCCGUGCUACGUGCCCGAGGACAACCGGACCAUGGCCGGCAGCUACCUGUUGCUGGACGAGCGGAUGCGCUUCCUCGACAAGGGCGACGGGCCGAUGCGGAAGAGCGACUCGCUGCUCGAUGUCGGGGUGAAGAAGGCGAUGCGGCAGGUUGCGUGGGACAGGGCGGCGUUUGAUAAGAGGGGUGGCAUUUACGAGUGGCGGAAACCGCAGACUGAGGGCGGCGCUGAAGGGGGUUGUGGUGGUGGUGAUAAGAAGGAGCUGGAGUGGUAG
Molecule: messenger RNA, 1140 nt
Organism: Colletotrichum karsti
Lineage: Eukaryota; Fungi; Ascomycota; Sordariomycetes; Glomerellales; Glomerellaceae
Product: radical s-adenosyl methionine domain-containing protein 2
Exons: 1
Coding region: 1-1140 (379 amino acids)
Molecular function (GO): 4 iron, 4 sulfur cluster binding; catalytic activity
Source: RefSeq, a predicted model, not a curated record